CUUCAUACAGGUGUGGACUUGAUGUCACAUUAGUGUUGUUCCAAAUUCCUCCCAUCAUUCUAAAUAUACAGAGGACCCCUCUUUCUGACAUUUUACUCCUGUUAGAGCAGAGAAAUUACACCAUGUCUUAUUGCACCUUAUUCCUCCUAUACUUGUUCACAAUUCUUGAAUAUUCACAUGCACUUGAUUCAUCCAUACAAGUAACUUCUGGAGUGUUUAUGACGACAGAAACCAAUCUGGAUUAUGUGAACGCUACAACGAUCUGCAAAAACUAUGAUAAUUCAACACUUGCCAGUCUGGAUAACGUUCAGGCGGCAUUAAAGAAUUGGUAUGAGGCAUGCAGGUGGGGCUGGAUACAGGAAGAGAAUCUUGUGAUGCUUCGUAUCACAAUGUCUCCAAACUGUUCCAACAACAGCCUGGGUCUUAUCACUAAGAACUGUGUAACUCGGAAAUCAGACUAUACAUAUUGCAUCAAGAAUGGAGUGUCCAAUUUGCUGUACGACGCCUUCUUAGAAGGACCAAACUCAAACUUCACAGAAGCCACUCUCACUUGCCUUAUGAAUGGCGAUACCGUUCCCACACUGAGUGCAAUUCAGACUACAAGUAACCGCAAUAUAACAUUUAACAGAUAUUCUUGGUACAAUUGGGGAGUUGGUUUAAUUGAUAUAAAUGGGACAUUUCAAUACAUGCCAUGUUAUUAUGGGAGCCAAGCUGGGGCAUUCUGCUACAACCCAAACUUGCCAGACACCAUCAAAUCAACAAAUGACACAACCUUGAAGAGAAUCGUCAUGGGAUGCAUUCUUGGAUCCAUAUUUAUUAUCUUGCUAUUUGCUGGCGUAUUCAUGAAAGGGAAUCGGUUUAUUUGUUGCGUAAAAGAAAAACCCAUGGACCAUACAGAUGUCCCACCAGAAAUUACAGUCCCAUCACCCACAUGGAACAAAACUAGUUCCUAUACACCACUUCGAAAAGACUCAAGGUACAUCAAUUUAACUGGCGUUGCCAUCGACAAGCGCCCACCGGUCAUCCGCCCAGAUAUAGUCUACCAAGUCCAUAUGUAUGAUAAUACUGGCUAUGACAGAACUGGGGAUGAAUAACGAGAGAAUGGAAAGUGGUUGGACUGUGCUACAAUACCCCAAAAAAGAGAAUAGGUUUCAUUUGUGCAGAAAUCUAAAUGGGCACCACUAAAUAAUUAUAUUUAUUUCUUAUACUUUGGAGUAGGCAAGUACUAUGAUAAUUUACCCAGCCUCAUCCAAACAGGCAACGGGUAUUAUCGAUGACCUGCUACCUCAUGAAAAGGAGGGAGUUUUGUGUAAAUUCCAUGGAAAUGUUCAAUUAAUUGUCUUGAAGGAUUUUUAAU
Pelobates fuscus (common spadefoot toad) is the source of this 1357-nucleotide messenger RNA. RefSeq lists its product as uncharacterized. Gene Ontology annotation, molecular function: transmembrane signaling receptor activity; hyaluronic acid binding. Gene Ontology annotation, cellular component: plasma membrane. NCBI's taxonomy places the organism in Eukaryota, Metazoa, Chordata, Amphibia, Anura, Pelobatidae. The transcript has 8 exons. Bases 123 to 1094 code for a protein of 323 amino acids. The record is from RefSeq and is a predicted model, not a curated record. Gene Ontology annotation, biological process: cell adhesion.